This is a messenger RNA of Didymodactylos carnosus, 1233 nucleotides long. The record is from the annotation of a GenBank genome assembly. NCBI's taxonomy places the organism in Eukaryota, Metazoa, Rotifera, Eurotatoria, Philodinida, Philodinidae.
AUGAGCGUUCUGUGCACUCCAGCGGACUGCCAUUAUUUGGGAGAAUGUACACAACCGAAUUUCCCACCUCAGAUUGUAUUUUCUCCGGAUAACGGUCAAACAAUAAUUGCAAUUGAUGAAAUAAAUCAACAAGCAUAUCAAACAAUUAGUUUUAGUCCUACAGGACGAGAAACUUCAUAUGUUAUGAAACAUUUUCCAUAUGCAAUUCCUGAUUCACUUCAAUCAAAAUAUUAUGUUCAGUUAUUAGUAGACUUUCCAUCAAAUAAUUGUAUGUAUGGAACAUAUUGGAAAUAUGGUGGAAAUACAUUUAAUUCAUUUCCUUCUUCUGCUCAAAAUGAAGAUUAUUGGUAUGCAAAUGUAACAUGUCAAACUGACAGUGGAGGAAUUUAUCCAUGUGAAGAAAUUUAUUAUAAUAAAAAUACCGAUAUUCCUCUUCGAUCAACUCGAGUUACUCGUCGAGGAUGGAAUGUUCUACAGGUAACAACAAAUUAUAAGAUAAUAUUGGUGGGAAAACCAGAUAACAAAUAUUUUGAUUCAAUACCCAGAAACUGGUUUGUCGCUUGUCGAGAUGUUAUGCUUGGCCUUUUAUAUUAUCCACAAACAUCAAAAAUGAGUUUACAUCAAAGUGAGAAAGUUGAAAUUUGGCUUAUAACUCCUCCACAUCGAAUAAAUAACAAUGAUACUGUUCGUAUUCAAUGGAAAUCAACUGAAUGUGAUGAAUGUUUUACAUUAUCACUAGAAGAAUUAUCUUUUAAUAGUGAAAAUUUUCAAGAAAAACAAACAUUAACAAUAACUCGUGUGAAAGAUGGACCUAAAACAACUCUUAUUCCGAUUUUUUAUGGGCAAUGUGUACAACCAUGUUUUCCACCUCAAAUUGUAUUUUCUCCUGAUAAUGGACAAACAAUAUAUGCAAUUGAUGAAAUAAAUCAAAGAGCUUGUGAAGCAUUUGCUGUGAAUCUUUCAUUAAGAGAAACUUCAUAUGUUAUGGAACAUUUUCCAUAUGCAAUUCCUGAUUCACUUCAAUCAAAAUAUUAUGUUCAAUUAUUAGUAGAUUCUCCACCUCGCGUUUAUUAUUGGUAUGCAAAUGUAACAUGUCAAACUGACAGUGGAGGAAUUUAUCCAUGUGAAGAAAUUUAUUAUAAUAAAAAUACCGAUAUUCCUCUUCGAUUUGUUCAAGUUAUUCGCCUAGGAUGGGAUGUUGUUCAAGUAACAACAAGUUAUAAAGUUAUAUGA